CUUUUUCCAUUUCCAUUUUCAUUGUAUGGUAGCAAAAAAAAAAAUCAGAGAGAAAUGCUACCCUUUAGGAACUGCCCAUCUUCUCUAAUACCCAUACUCGUUCUUCUCUCUAUCGUACUAGUCUUUUCUCCUAUCAACCAAAGCCAUCUCCAUCUCUUCAAAACCAUCCCUCAAAAUCACACAAGGAUUACAAAAGGAAGUCUCCAAAUCCCACAAGCCCAAGCAAUCUCUGAGAGCUUCUUUCAUAUAUCUUCCUCCAACUCUACUAUUAUUUCUGCAACCAACAACAGUGCUACAGCUACAACAGAGAGAUUGGAAGGUGAUGGGUUGGAGAUGAUGGAAAGGGGGCUGGCGAGGGCUCGAGCAUUAAUUCGGAAAGCCGUGCUUUCGAGCAACUACAGUUCGCACAAGGAGGAGAAAUUCGUGCCGAGAGGAGCUAUUUAUCGAAAUGCCUACGCCUUUCACCAGAGUUACAUUGAGAUGGAAAGGAGAUUCAAAGUAUGGACAUAUAGAGAAGGAGAGCCGCCCCUUGUCCAUGAUGGACCAUUGAACAACAUCUACGCUACGGAAGGGCAGUUCAUCGAUGAGAUGGAGAGUGGCAAGAGCCGAUUUGCGGCCCACCAUCCUGAUGAGGCGCAUGCCUUCUUCCUACCUUUCAGUGUGGCCAAGGUCAUAGGGUUCCUCUACAGGCCCCUUGUCUCCUAUUCAAGGGAACCCCUCCAACGUUUGGUCACUGACUACAUUGGUGUUGUGUCCACUAAAUACCCCUACUGGAAUAGAAGCAAAGGGGCUGACCACUUUAUGGUCUCUUGCCAUGAUUGGGCACCUGAUGUUUCAACUGCAAACCCCGAGCUAUACCGGAACUUCAUUAGAGUUCUUUGCAAUGCCAACACCUCUGAAGGAUUCAAACCUGAUAGAGAUGUAACAUUACCCGAAAUCAACAUCCGUUUUGGACGCCUUCCAAAACCAAGCUUUGGACAAUCCCCUUCAAGACGGUCCAUCCUCGCAUUCUUCGCAGGCGGUUCUCAUGGUUACAUUAGAAAAGUCCUACUAGAGCAUUGGAAAGACAAAGACAAGGAUAUCCAAGUUCAUGAGUACCUCCCAAAAGGCGUCGACUACACUAAAUUAAUAAGCCAAAGCAAGUUCUGCUUAUGCCCUAGUGGAUAUGAAGUUGCAAGCCCUCGAGUGGUCGAAGCAAUCAGUGCGGGUUGCAUUCCUGUGAUAAUUUCUGAUCACUAUGUUCUUCCAUUUAGUGAUGUAUUAGACUGGAGUAAGUUCUCUAUUCAGAUACCGGUAGAUCGGAUACCGGACAUCAAAGUGAUAUUGCAAGGGAUUUCAAGUCGUAGAUAUCUAACGUUGCAGAGGCGGGUGAUUCAUGCACAACGGCACUUUGUGCUUAAUCGGCCCGCCGAAAGGUUUGAUGUGACCCACAUGGUACUUCACUCUGUGUGGUUAAGGAGGCUUAAUCUUCGCCUUCCAUAUUGAUUACAUUGUGGCCUAUGUAUUUUUUGGUUUGAAAAUGAAGUAUAUAUACAUGGUUCAAGU
Magnolia sinica is the source of this 1545-nucleotide messenger RNA. RefSeq names its product probable glycosyltransferase At5g20260. The coding region runs from base 55 to 1485 and encodes 476 amino acids. The record is from RefSeq and is a predicted model, not a curated record. The transcript is spliced from 4 exons. NCBI's taxonomy places the organism in Eukaryota, Viridiplantae, Streptophyta, Magnoliopsida, Magnoliales, Magnoliaceae. Gene Ontology annotation, molecular function: glycosyltransferase activity.